CUGACUCUCUUUCUUUCACUCUCUCUCUCCUUCCCUCUCUCACUUUUAGUUCCAGUCUCUCUGUCAACUAUAAAAGAUCAGCGAUCGGCCCUGGCAGACGCCAGCUCAGUGUGCCCUUAUGCGCCUGGGCUGUUGAUUUCCUUCUGGAGAAGGCUCAGGACGCACUAUGUGAGCUCCUCAAAUCCUGCAGCUGAUACUUAGGAACCUGCGCAGAUCCGGCAUAAAACCAAGUUUUCCUCUUCCUGCGCUAACCAGAGCCGAACAGCGAGCCAGCUGACAAGCUUUUGGCUGUCAGCCUUGCAGUAUGGCCACGGAGACACACAACCAGAACUUCUCUUCCAGUUCCAGCAGAAGUACCCCAGUUCAGAUGUCGCCCAGAUCAGGAAGGCCCACCUAUGACACACAGCUGUCACCCCCCUUACAGAUGGCACAGACACAGGAUGACCCAAGCCUUGGGGAGAUUUCCCUGCCUUUCCAGCGAACAGAGAGCGCCCCCUACAGGCCGAAGGGCAUCUCCACAGAGAAGUACCGGCGGCAUAGCAGUGAUGGUGUGAUGGGGCAGGGGUUUGGCUCUGCCGAGCCCACUCACUUUCACCCUUAUCGACGCCAGUAUAGCGCAGAGGGGUACAACAUUCAUUUGGGGGCCCAGGGAGACCCGUGCUCUCCUCCCCGAUCUUUCAGAGGGUUUGAGGGAAUGAAGCUCUCGGAGUCCAUGCCCCCAGCAUGCAGUCAGGAGCCCGACAGCCUUCCACCUGCGGUUCCAGGGACAUGGUCCAGUGUGGUGCCCUACAGCAGCAGUGUGCAGAGCACAAGACUGAUGGGAGCACAGCCCUCGUACCCAGACACAACCGAUAUAUCAGAGGACGAGAAGGUGAAAUCCUGCUCUUACCCCUCGCAGAUACAGCACAGCUACAGAGCAGCUCAGGCCCUGCAGCCGAGUAUUCUCAUCUUCAUGGCCCUGCGGAACAGCAAGACAGGCAGCCUGCCUGUCAGUGAGAUCUACAACUUCAUGACUGAACAUUUCCCCUACUUCAAGACAGCUCCCGACGGCUGGAAGAACUCUGUCCGCCACAACCUGUCCCUGAACAAGUGCUUCGAGAAGGUGGAGAGCAAGUGUGGCAGCUCGUCGCGGAAGGGCUGCCUGUGGGCCCUCAACCCCGCCAAGGUGGAGAAGAUGCAGGAGGAGCUGCACAAGUGGCGCCGCAAAGACCCGCUGACCGUGCGCAAGAGCAUGGCCAGGCCAGAAGAGCUGGAUCGCUUGCUUGGGGACAAGCCAGACAAAUUCAAGGUCUUCUCCAGCGACCUGGGGCAGCCUUUCUCGCUCAGGAGGUCCGCUGACUUCGAGAGACCCCCGUCUUUCACCCCCUCCCAGCACGGCGCCCUGAGCCAGACCGCCAGGCGUUCGUUCCAGGGCAGCCGGGCAGCCUCUCUCCUCGCUGGGCAGCAGCCCCCCUACCUGCCCCCGGCUCCCCAGGCCUUCUCAUAUCUCUGCCCCGGUGGACAGCAGGUAUCAUCGGACACCCCCCGCAGGCCAGACAGCCAUGGCUCCCUCCUGCCCUCCCAGACCCCACCUGCCUAUAACGCCGCCCUGCAGGCCGAACACUGCACACGCAGGAGCUUGCAGGAGAGCCUGGCAGACGGGGAGCUCAGUAAUGACGUCGACAUGCUGAACCCCAGCCUCACGGACUUCCAGCUGCAGGGCAGUUUGUGGGAGGAUCUGAAAGACGACAGCCUGGCCCUGGACUCUCUGGUUGUCAUAGCGACCUCGCCAUCCUCGUCCCCCCCGGGCCCCGGGCAGUCGGGCAGCUGCCCGGGGCAAGGGGGCAGCGGCGCCGGCGAGCAGAGCACGUCCGCCGUGGCCGAGGAGGGCAGCCCGGCCGACGUCCACAUUACAGGAAUCUACUCGGCUGCCUUCGCCGACUUCGACAGCGUGGGCAGCAGCUACCUGCCCGCACCUGGGAACACACCCAUUCCACUCCUGUGAGGGCGAGGAGAGACAGCUGGCACUGCACACCGCGGCACCACAACCGCCCGCGGGUGCCAGGGAAGGCUGGUCUGCAUGUAACUCUUUGAGCUCUUUUCUGCUCCUGAUUUCCUGCGGGUUUUGACAUUUCCAGGCAGAAUGGUUUCGCGUUUGCCGUGAUUCGGUCGAUUUCCUUUUUCCUUUAAAAAUACACUUCACUAGGGGAAAGGCUUCACUGUACACAUUCCGGCACUGGAGCAAAACCCCCUGUGCAGAGAUGUCCUGUUUCUCUGUGGGCGUCGUGGAGGUGAGGGAGUGAGCCUUUGAAAGACCCCCGGUCCUGUUUGAGGCCUGAAGCUGCACUCGGAAUGAAACCGGAAGCCCAGAGCUGUGCAGUUUCCUAUUCCAUCUCACUGUACGCUCCUGCCUUGCUUCCCUGUAACUCCUGUGCCCGACUUCAAGCAGCUGGUUAACAAGUACGUCAGUAAGUUCCCCUAACCACCCUGUAACUGGCCAGUGAGGUCAGAACUGAACGGGACAGGUUAGCAAGACGUUGGCUGGUGAAAUUAAAGAACGGAGUGCAGGCGUCUCCUGGGUCUGCUUUAAAGGCAGGCCAACCCUCUGUAAAACUCUCAUUUGCUUUAAAUGUAUAUACUGAUACGUGGAUAACAAGUCCAGCUAAAGUGGAAGGCGGAAACAACAUCACAACUUGUUCAUCAAAAAAAGAUACUAAUAUAUGAUCACUUUCAUUCACUGGAGCAGUUGAGCCUUGAACUUUCUUGACCUCUGGCUUUAAACACUGUUGUAUCUGGCUUUGUGUACUGAAAUUCCCCUGUUCAUAAUGACAUAACUGCAGGUCAAACCUGCACAUUCCCUUGGCCUCACAUAUUGUAGCAUCUCCUCUUCUUAACAGCAGAGAGAGUCCGUUUCAGAAGGGAGGCCUACAUGCACACUACCAUAAGUGACAGUGUAAAAACCGAAGGAUUGCGGGUGAUUGCAGAAGGCAAUAAAGCUGGAGUUAAAAACAGUGCUUUUGCACUUUCUUGUGGGGAUUAAUCAAAGAAUGUCUGGAGCCUACUAUUGAGCUCUGAAUCGGGAAGAAAGGGUAUUUUAAGGGACAACGUCAUUCUGAAUUCCUUCUUUUUUGAGAUCCUGUGUUGUGGGUAUGGAAAAUAGAUUUGAGUAGGCUGCUGUGUCAGCAUGCAUAGGUUGCAAUGGACCAGGAAAAGGUUUGUUCCAUGCUGAAAGGUAAAUGAAAGGUCUG
Molecule: messenger RNA, 3227 nt
Organism: Lepisosteus oculatus (spotted gar)
Lineage: Eukaryota; Metazoa; Chordata; Actinopteri; Semionotiformes; Lepisosteidae
Source: RefSeq, a predicted model, not a curated record